CAGCAGUGACGCAAUUGUUCAAUGCCACUUUAUCCAUAGCAAUAAAAUGAGUUUGCUCACUCGGUCAGAAAUGAUGACACAGUCUAAUUUGAUUCGACAGCUUAGAUAUUCAUGGUGGCAAACGACACUUACACCUCGGCCACAGCACAGCUUGCACGGCAUCGGCCAAUAGGGUGCGUCACUACUCGGCUCACCGUCUUCGAGAACAAGACUUUACGCCAACGGAAAUUGUACCUAUAUGACCGGGUCUUAUCGCUCUGUCAGCGAUGCCAUCGGCAUAGUGACGGCAAUGCGAGCCGGGUCGGAGCAUGGCAGAAACCUGGACGGGCGGAACCACGGCAUCUGCAGCUGGGCGGAUACAAAAAUAUACUGCCAGAUGUAUUAGAACGCAUUUGGGGUAAAUUUCCAGCAAGGAUCGUUUCUACAAUCUCCCGCGAUGCGCGGGGCUUUCUCGACUUCCACCUGCGGGAUUUGAUUUACGACUCGGUAGACCAUGCGACCUCGCCCCUGGAAGCGUCUAGGACCAUGGUAUCAAUAAUUUUUUACGUGUCUCCCCAGCAAGCGGCCCGAUGAAAUCUCCUAUUCGAAGUCGCCGGUAAACAGUCGUUAGGAUUCUGAACCAGCGCUUCCCCAGCAUGUGUUGGCAGCCUUGCCACCAUCAGAAGGACCCCAAUGCAUGUUGUCCAGCUUGCUUCGCCACACACAAGCUUCUCGCGGCGUCGCAGAAGACAUCCGUGCACACACAGUCAAGGUAAACGCGAACCUUGAUCAAAGACGCGUCCACUCCG
Messenger RNA from Colletotrichum navitas, 788 nucleotides. RefSeq lists its product as uncharacterized. NCBI's taxonomy places the organism in Eukaryota, Fungi, Ascomycota, Sordariomycetes, Glomerellales, Glomerellaceae. The transcript has a single exon. The coding region runs from base 112 to 573 and encodes 153 amino acids. The record is from RefSeq and is a predicted model, not a curated record.